CGACAAGCUUUUUGGAUAUGUUUAUUGGUUAACGAACAGAGAACCUAGAAAUAUUCUAUUCAUCAACCAAUAAACGUACCCGAAAAGCUUGCCAUACAAUACGUGAAAUAGCACCCUAAGUUAGUUCCAAAGUCUCCACCACGAGCCGCCACUUUCCUUGACGAGGAAGCCAGGUAGUGAUGGCUAUAAACAGCAUUUGGCUAACGAUAUUUUUGUCUUCUAAAAACUAAUUCUAUUUUGAAUAUCGAUAUCGUACGUUGCAAUAUCAUAUGUCGGACGCAAUAUGAAUCCUGUAUGAGCUCUUAAGCAGUGUUUCGCAUACCUAGGCUGUCGUGUUCCAUUUUUAAACGCAUCUGGACAAACUGUCUAAACCGUUCCACAACAGAGAAUAUAUAACGAAUGUUUAUGAAGCAUGGAUUUCAAAGCACUGCUGCAAAACUGCGCUUCAGUGAAUAAAUCGGAUGAAAACUUUGCAGAAAAUGAAAAGAGGGAAGAUAAAUACUUUCAGAAAAUAUAUGAAGAAUGGAAGGGUGUGAAAACUAAAGACAGUGACUCCACUUAUAAAGUUAUACCUAAAUUUUAUUUCAAGCUGCCAAAAGAAGAUGAGAUUCUACCACAGAAAUUACGUGAGGAAACACGUGCUUUAUUUUUGCAAAGACGUUCUCGACAGUUGCUUGAUAAUAAUGAACUGAAAGCGUUAUGGGUUCUGUUAGAUAAACAUCACAGUCCACCUCUAUCAGGGGAUGAGCAGUUAAUCAAUUAUGAGGAUUUUAAGAAAGUUGGAAAACUGGCAGGAGCAAAAUGUAGUCCAUAUUUUACUGCAGUUGUGUUUGCUAAGUUGCAACAAGGAGAUCCACAUGGUAGGAUUAGCAUCAUGGCACUAUUCAAUUAUGUCAUGAGAAAAGUGUGGUUACAUCAGACUAGAAUUGGGUUGUCCCUAUAUGAUGUUACAGGACAAGGAUAUCUCAGAGAAUCGGAUCUAGAAAAUUAUAUUUUAGAACUGAUACCAACACUGCCACAACUUGAAGGCCUUGAAAAGUCCUUUCAUUCAUUUUAUGUAUGCACUGCUGUUAGGAAAUUUUUGUUCUUCUUGGAUCCUCUUCAUACAGGCCGUGUUCGCAUUCAAGAUAUUUUAGCAUGUAGUUUUCUGGAUGAUCUCUUGGAGUUACGAGAUGAGGAUUUGCCCAAGGAUUUACAGGAAGCAAAUUGGUUUUCUGCACCUUCAGCUCUCAAAGUGUACGGCCAAUAUCUCAAUCUUGACAGAGAUCAUAAUGGAAUGUUAAACAAAGAAGAGCUUGCUGGGUAUGGUACUGGUACUCUGACUGGUGUUUUUCUUGAAAGAGUGUUUCAAGAAUGCCUUACUUAUGAAGGAGAGAUGGAUUACAAAACAUACUUAGAUUUUGUAUUAGCGUUGGAGAAUCGACAUGAACCUCAAAGUCUUCAUUAUCUUUUCCGGAUUCUGGACAUUAAUAAUCGCGGUUACUUGGAUACUUUCUGUCUCAAUUACUUCUUUAGGGCUAUACAAGAGCAGAUGACAAUGCACGGUCAAGAACCUGUUAGUUUUGAAGACGUUAAAGACGAGAUAUUCGAUAUGGUGAAACCAGCAGAUCCAUGCAAAAUUACAUUGAAAGACUUAUUAUCUUGCGGACAAGGCGACACGAUGGUCAGUAUUUUAAUUGAGUUCCAUGGUUUCUGGGCGUAUGAAAAUCGUGAGGCAAUGGCAGCUGAUACUGGCGAUGAAUCGUCACAUGUAUGACGAAGCACACCUGAACAUGCUAAACAAAUUGACAAAGAGAACGGAGACCUUGAAAGUUGCAAUGUAAGAUCCAAGUUGCAGAGACUUGGAAAAUUAUAUUCUGAUGAUAAUAGCCAUGAGUUGAGCUCUCCUAUACAUAGAACUGAAGAGAAAUUCAGUGCAGAAGAUUCCAUGGAUUUUAAACCAGCAAAGCGAGGCGCUAGACUUGACAAAUUGGCAGCUUUAGCUUCAACAAUUAAUAGUUGGGAGGAUGAUUUAUCUCAUCCAAAACUGACCAAGCCGGUAGACAAUAAAGUAGAGAGAAUACAAGCAAAGUUUAAUGAACAAGUCAGAAGCGGACCAGAGCCUCAACCAAGUACAAGUGGCUACAACAGAUCAACAAGUAAUAACAAUGAGAGGAAAAGCAAAAAUGGAAGUCCAAUUAAACAAUUAAAAUGGGAUAGAAGUAUAUUGGAUUGCUUGGAAUCAAACACGGUUUCAAGUCAUACAUCGCAAAAGAAGGAGGAGAAGAAGCAAGUUUCACCCUAUAAAUUAGAUGGGCUGUUAAAAGGAAAAACAGAUGGUGAUACUAGUGUUUCUGAGAGCCCAGGCGGCUCUCCUUUCAAGGUCAAUAGCAGCAAAGGUUCUAACACUCCUGAAAAAAUGAUUAAAAAUGCAAAUACUGCUAGCAGCUCGCGAUUACCAAAGUUUGGGUUUAACGGUUCGCCGAAGGAUAUAAUACAACCAUCAGGCUCAGUGUUGAGCAAAGCGUCGAUGUUUGAAGCUAAGAGUACGGACGCAAAAGUAAAGGAUCCAGCUCAAAUGACGCUCGCAGAAAGAAUGGCUCUUUUCGAGCGAAAUAAGGGAGAGGCUCCUUUGAUUCCGAAAGCACCGCUUACAAUGUCAAUUCCGCCGAAGAAGCUGCAGGAGAAGAAUAAACCUGUACAGUCAGGAUCUAACACAGAUUCAUCUCCCAGCAACCGAAACGCUGAUAUUCCCAACAAAUCGGUUAGCGCGCAACGUGCGAUAUUUGAACAUAAUAAGCAAAAAAUAGAUGAAAUGGAAAAUCAGAUUUUACAAGCUACCCAAGCUGAAAGACGACGCGAGUUAGAUAUGCUGCGUUCGCGUUUCAAUGAAAAUAGGGAGUUUGCUCGUGGUGCUGUGAGGUGCGGUAUUCGUACAAGCGAAAGUAGCGAAGGAGGCGGCAAAUCUUCCUCGCCGAAGAGUUCGCCCGUUUGUUCAGUGAAGCCGACUCCUGCUCCGGAUCAUACAGCCGCCGCACCACCACCACCACCACCGCCACCGCCGUUACCACAGCCUGAAAUUGUAUCAUAUAUUACUAAAUCUUCCCCGGUAAAAAGGCAAGUCGUUGGAAGUCCACCCAAGGUCCAACAUGUAAAUAUGAUGUGCGAUAUUAAACGUAUUCGCGUGACUGCUCCGAAACAAGGAUCGCUUUAUCCUAAUCUGGAAAACAUCGAGUUCACCACGGAAAGUGAUACUGAAUCAACAUAUGAAACAAGCGAGCCUGUAACAGCUACUUUUGACGAGAAAAGUGACAGUGAAACGAGUGAUUACGACGAACAGAAUGAGGAUUGUCUUACUGAAAGUGAAUUGACUAGCGAUCAAGCAAAUACAAGUUUUGGACGCAGUAUUUUGUAUGAGUUAGACGAACGCUCAUUGUUUAAUAAAACUCAUAAAAAGAGAUCCAUAGAACCAGAUCCAGAUAGUACUAUGUCAGAUCUCUCGGUGCUCAACGAGAUGGAUCAGUACUUGGAAGAAUGCCUCGAAGCGGAGGAAUCACAUACCGAUAUGAAUGUGAGAGAAGAAGGCCCAACGCCACCAAAAGUAAAUAGAGGCAAGAGUCCGUCGCGGUCAUCCAGCAGUUUCAACUAUCACUCGUUUCGUUCGCCUUUAAAAGUAGUCUCACCGACGAGUAAAACGAAGGCAUACAUAGACGAAGGUGGUAGCCGCGUACCGCUAAUACGAACUGUUAGUGCGUACAGGCGACAACAAUCUGAGUUGGCUAAGACAUCACAGCGUUCAGCUACAAAAUCAGAAUCAAAUGUACCUUCCACUUCUGGCGCAGAAAGAUCAGAACGUGUAAACGAGGCGAUACUGGUGGAAAAUAAAGUAAAAGAGCUGCUCGAUGAAGUUUGUACGCAACAGAAGAAAAUCGAAGGAGCUAGUAAAGCUUUAAACUUGUGUCAAUCUACUGUCGAGUUCAAUGGAUCCAGUGAGCAUGUUGGUGGAGAAUGGGCAUUGCUCGUUGCAACUCAUAAGCGACUAGCCGCAUUGAAUGAAGUACAAAGGCUUAAGCGAGAAGGCACAUUGAAACCUGUUAAAGCAGGCUCACUAGAUAUACAAGGAAGCGGAUCUUUAACCAUUUCGGCUGUCACGCUACCGUUGAAGCCGGAAUUUUCCCGGAACAUGGGCAACAAUGCGUUUUUGCAUUGUGUUUGUUUAAUGCGAUACUUGGGAGAAGUAGUCGCUACUCAAACAGCUACCGCCGCUGAACCCAAUGAUUCGUGCCUUCGUUUCCUGUCGACGUUAAAGUUUGACGACUUAAACAGCGAUUUCAAGAUUGCCGUUGAGGUAUAUUCCCUUCAGACGCAACCGAAAUAUUUGCCGCAUGAAAGGAAAUAUCACAUCAAUCAUACUGGUGCAAAGACCGAAAAGAAGACUCCAAAGAAAAAGAGUCAAUUUGUAAUGCCGAAUGUACAGAGUCCAGCAGGACCAGGAGCAGUCAGAUCGCCUGCUUUUCAACUAUGUGGCACUGUUAGUAUCACCCUGAACGAUAUACAACGCAAGCAGUUCAACUUACUCGGAGUUUCGUCGCAAUCUCCUUUACAAGGAUCUCUUCGAAUGCACAUAUCGCACAAAGUCUCAGUAUCAGUGGAGUAUCGCGGAUUCUUAACGGUCUUUGAGGAUAUCUCAGGUCUCGGUGCUUGGGAUCGAAGAUGGUGUUUGCUUAAAGACGCCAAACUUUUUUUCUGGGUGCAUCCCGAAGAUGAACACAAAAAGAGUCCGAUAGGAAGUCUCGAUUUGGAAGGUAUAUUUACGAAAAAUGUACAAUUUGUCAAUCGAGAGAAAUGUGCUCGUCCUUUCACGUUUCUACUCGAGGCAAGGAGAUCCGCGCAACCUGACGACUCUAAUAAUCUCAUUACGAAGACCGAUGGAAAUGUGACUGUAAUAGAACAUUUCAUGUUAGCUGACACACGGGAGGAGGGUCUGCAAUGGUUAUCAAAGUUAAAUAAGACUCUGAACUUAAUUAGAGCCUGGGAACCAUAUAGAUGUUAGCAGCUUGACAAGAAAAGGUAAACUUAUAUAUCACGCAACGUACUAAAGUACGUUUCCAUAAAAUAUAUUUUCAGUUAGGAAUUGUGCAUUACACACAUAUAUUCUAUAACGCGCUAUAGACUAAAAUGCUUUGUUUAACAUACUUGGCGAAAAAUAUAUCCGCGGUCAAUUAAAUAGCGUCGCUAAAAUAUCUUAUUUACAUCUAUUUACAUGUAUCUAUGAUACAUAUGGUAAGUUCAUUCGACAAAAGAUAUAAAAAUUUUCCAAACCAAAUUUUCAUUGGUAAUACGUUUAACAUUUCUUUUAGGCGAUAAUGAAUUUUCUAUUAACAAAUAAUUGAUUAGAUCUUUAAUUACGUACAGAGAUAAUUUAUGGAUAACAACAACUUUGUCAAAUUUAUUCAUUAAUUGCUUGUUGCCAGUCAAAAUUUAUUAUAAUAAUAGAUUUACAAGUCUUUACGAUUUCAUUCGCAAAAAUUUUUCUAUUGGAAUACUCUAUAUACGUGUACAGGCAUAUGCGUAUUAAAUAUAUAAAACAUUAUCUUCACAAUUUUCGAAUUACAUUAUCGUUGAUGGUAAAGAAGAGAUUAAUAGCAUUUGUUGAACCGAAGAAAGGUAUUUGGUAUUGUAUAAAUAAUUUUUUAUUCGUAUGAUUGAAAAACAUCAAACUGUAAGUGUGGGGUGUUAUUUAAUCGUGAUUAGUUUCUAGAAUACUCGUUUAUACAUAUUUACCAGGUAAUCGAACCUGUUUCAAUAUUAGGGACGACUUCAAAGUAGUAUUAUGGAUUAAAACGAUUGUAAAUAUAGAAUAAAUGUAGAAGAUCAAACUCUUACCAAUCAAAUCGAGAGAUAUUUAUAUAUAGAUAUAUAUAUAUAUUAUAUAUGCAUAUGUAUAAUUUCUAUAUCAGACUUUGCGCAUAUAAAUACGUUAUCCGACUUAUAAUCAGUAUAUGUAUAUCAUCGAUAUUCAGUGUCUAAUGAUAAUUUUUACAACUAUAAUUUUUUGUAUCGUAUUAAACGAGAUGUUUGUACUGUGAA
Odontomachus brunneus is the source of this 6069-nucleotide messenger RNA. RefSeq names its product anillin-like. Gene Ontology annotation, cellular component: centrosome; spindle. The record is from RefSeq and is a predicted model, not a curated record. The transcript has 24 exons. NCBI's taxonomy places the organism in Eukaryota, Metazoa, Arthropoda, Insecta, Hymenoptera, Formicidae. Gene Ontology annotation, biological process: B cell homeostasis; T cell homeostasis; microtubule cytoskeleton organization.